UUUGGGGGGAGACCCCGGCGGGCUGUGGCAGGAGGGCGGCGGCGGCGGUUGCGGUCGGGGAAGGGAACGCCGACAAGAUAGUUGAAGUAUUGAUAACACCAAGGAAAUCUGUUACAAUUUGAAAAGAUAAGCAAACAUUUGAUUUCCAGACACUACAGCAAAAGAAGUAAAAAUGCGUCCAAUGCGAAUUUUUGUGAAUGACGAUCGCCACGUGAUGGCAAAGCACUCUUCUGUUUAUCCAACCCAAGAGGAACUGGAGGCAGUCCAGAACAUGGUGUCUCACACAGAGAGGGCUCUCAAAGCUGUGUCUGACUGGAUAGACGAACAGGAGAAAGGCAGCAGCGAGCACGCGGAGUCCGAGAAUGUGGAUGUGCCCCCAGAGGAUGAGACCAAAGAAGGGGCUGGGGAGCAGAAGACGGAGCACAUGACCAGAACCCUGCGGGGUGUGAUGCGCGUUGGCCUCGUGGCAAAGGGCCUGCUGCUCAAGGGGGACUUGGAUUUAGAGCUGGUGCUGCUAUGUAAGGAGAAGCCCACUACCGCCCUCCUGGACAAGGUGGCUGACAACCUCGCCAUCCAGCUCGCUGCGGUCACAGAAGACAAGUACGAAAUACUCCAAUCUGUUGACGAUGCUGCGAUUGUGAUAAAAAACACAAAAGAGCCUCCAUUGUCCCUGACCAUCCACCUGACAUCCCCUGUUGUCAGAGAAGAAAUGGAGAAAGUAUUAGCCGGAGAAACGCUAUCAGUCAACGAUCCCCCGGACGUUCUGGACAGGCAGAAAUGCCUUGCUGCCUUGGCGUCCCUCCGACACGCCAAGUGGUUCCAGGCCAGAGCCAACGGGCUGAAGUCGUGUGUCAUUGUCAUCCGGGUCCUGAGGGACCUGUGUACCCGCGUGCCCACCUGGGGUCCUCUCAGAGGAUGGCCCCUUGAGCUUCUCUGUGAGAAGUCCAUCGGCACGGCCAACAGACCAAUGGGUGCCGGCGAGGCCCUGCGGAGAGUGCUGGAGUGCCUGGCGUCGGGGAUCGUGAUGCCAGAUGGUUCUGGCAUUUAUGACCCUUGUGAAAAAGAAGCCACUGAUGCUAUUGGGCAUCUAGACAGACAGCAACGGGAAGAUAUCACACAGAGUGCGCAGCAUGCCCUGCGACUCGCUGCGUUCGGCCAGCUCCAUAAAGUUCUGGGUAUGGAUCCUCUGCCUUCUAAGAUGCCCAAGAAACCAAAGAAUGAAAACCCAGUGGACUACACAGUUCAAAUCCCCCCCAGCACCACGUAUGCCAUUACGCCCAUGAAGCGCCCGAUGGAAGAAGAUGGGGAGGAAAAGUCUCCCAGCAAAAAGAAGAAGAAGAUUCAGAAGAAAGAGGAGAAGGCAGAGCCCCCUCAAGCUAUGAACGCCCUCAUGAGACUCAACCAGCUGAAGCCAGGCCUGCAGUAUAAGCUGGUUUCCCAGACCGGCCCGGUGCACGCCCCCAUCUUUACCAUGUCUGUGGAGGUGGACGGCAGCUCAUUCGAGGCCUCCGGACCAUCCAAGAAGACGGCCAAGCUGCACGUGGCCGUGAAGGUGUUACAGGACAUGGGCCUGCCUACCGGCGCAGAAGGCAGAGACUCCAGCAAGGGGGAGGAUUCCGCUGAGGAAACGGAAGCAAAGCCGGCCGUGGUGGCCCCUCCGCCUGUGGUGGAAGCCUCUUCGACCCCCAGUGCUGCCUUCCCCUCAGAUUCCACCGCCGAGAACGUAAAACAGCAGGGGCCGAUCCUGACCAAGCAUGGCAAGAACCCUGUUAUGGAACUUAACGAAAAGAGGCGUGGCCUCAAGUAUGAGCUCAUCUCCGAGACCGGGGGCAGCCAUGACAAGCGCUUCGUCAUGGAGGUCGAGGUGGACGGACAGAAGUUUCAGGGUGCUGGCUCAAACAAAAAGGUGGCAAAAGCAUAUGCCGCUCUUGCCGCACUAGAAAAGCUAUUCCCUGAUGCCCCUCUCGCCCUGGAAGCCAACAAGAAGAAGAGAGCCCCCGUCCCCGUCAGAGGUGGACCGAAAUUUGCUGCUAAGCCACAUAACCCUGGGUUUGGCAUGGGAGGCCCCAUGCACAAUGAAGUGCCCCCGCCCCCGAACCUUCGAGGGCGGGGAAGAGGAGGAAACAUCCGAGGUCGAGGGAGAGGGAGAGGAUUUGGUGGCGCCAACCAUGGAGGCUACAUGAACGCUGGCGCGGGAUAUGGCAGCUAUGGGUAUGGAGGCAACUCGGCGACAGCAGGCUACAGUCAGUUCUACAGCAACGGAGGGCAUUCUGGGAAUGCCGGUGGUGGCGGCGGCGGGGGCGGUGGUGGCUCCUCCGGCUACAGCUCCUACUACCAAGGCGACAACUACAGCUCACCGGUGCCCCCGAAACACGCCGGAAAGAAGCAGCCGCACGGGGGCCAGCAGAAGCCCUCCUACGGCUCGGGCUACCAGUCCCACCAAGGCCAGCAGCAGUCAUACAGCCAGGGCCAGUACGGCAACUAUGGCCCCCCGCAGGGCAAGCAGAAGGGCUAUAACCAUGGACAAGGCAACUACUCCUCCUACUCAAACUCCUACAGCUCCCCCGGGGGCGGGGGCGGAUCAGACUACAGCUACGAGAGCAAAUUCAACUACAGUGGUAGUGGAGGCCGGAGCGGCGGGAACAGCUACGGCUCAGGCGGGUCGUCCUACAACCCAGGGUCACACGGGGGCUACGGCGGUGGCUCUGGGGGCGGCUCCUCAUACCAAGGCAAACAAGGAGGCUACUCGUCACAAUCAAACUACAACUCCCCGGGGUCCGGCCAGAAUUACAGCGGCCCUCCCAGCUCCUACCAGUCCUCACAGGGCGGCUACGGCAGAAAUGCAGAUCACAGCAUGAACUACCAGUAUAGAUAAAGCCCCCCCGAGGGGUGAAGAUUUGUACCUUCUGCACUUACCCCUCGUUGUAAGAUUCAGUUUUAUGCAUCACAGUUAACAUGUCAGCUGGCCUCCAGGCCCCCUCCGCCCCAGCCUGUCCACGUUGCUGUGUUGUGAGGUGCAGCUGGUCACUGCUGUGACCCGUCCUGUGACCCAUAUUUAGCCGUGUUUGGGACUUCCAUGUCUUCAGUGGUUUGUUAGUUGCCAUCACAACUUUGUCCGAGUAGAGUUUUUUGAGUUCUUGCAGUUACGUAUCCCUCUGUCUAUUUACAAUUGGUGUUAGUGUUAACUCAGUUUGUCUUUAAAUAGCUACAGAAGGGAUACAUCAUCUGUUAAUGCUUUUGUGAAGUGAGUUAAACGAGCUUUCUGUAUUUUAAUGCUUUAGUGUUUCAGUUUUAUAAGUGAAGAUUUUAUUUUAAAAACCAGUGGGAAAGAGUGGGGUUUUUUUGUAUGUCUGGAUCAUUCAGGCAGUACAUCUGAAUUAAGCUGAAUGUAGACAAAUAAAGAAAAAGAAAACUCUGUGCCCGUCGUAGGCCUGGGUGUCUGACCCACCGGCAGUGUGAUGGGCA
Neomonachus schauinslandi (Hawaiian monk seal) is the source of this 3465-nucleotide messenger RNA. RefSeq names its product interleukin enhancer binding factor 3 (gene ILF3). The transcript has 20 exons. Gene Ontology annotation, cellular component: precatalytic spliceosome. Gene Ontology annotation, molecular function: double-stranded RNA binding; single-stranded RNA binding. The coding region runs from base 173 to 2875 and encodes 900 amino acids. The record is from RefSeq and is a predicted model, not a curated record. NCBI's taxonomy places the organism in Eukaryota, Metazoa, Chordata, Mammalia, Carnivora, Phocidae.